AUGAAAGUUCUGUCGAUAUCUGCAACUUCUGCUUCGGUUGAACGUGUUUUUAGUCAGAGCGAAUUUCUAUUUCGUCAACAUCUUGCAUCAAUGACACGAACUACUUUACAACAAUUAACAAUGCUCAAAUGUAAUCGUGGUAAUCUUUUCACAACGCGAUGUACAUCAUGUGGUUUUAUUGAAGAAAAUAAUGACAGUCCAAUUUGUGAAGCUCUACGAAAUCGAGGAUUACCAAAUGAAAGUGGACCUGAAAUUCCAACUAAAGAUCUUCCUAGUGGUCGUAAAUGUCAAUCAUUUGUUCGAUCUCAUGUUGUCUGGUUUGAAGAAUCAUUAUGGCCUGAUAUUAUCGAUAUAAUCACUGAUGAGCUAAAUCGUUGUGAUCUAUUUUUAGUCGUAUGUUUCUGUCUUUUUCAUGUGUUUCUAAUGAUCUACUUGAAGGUAGAAACAUCGGGUGUUGUCUAUCCAGCAGCAGGUUUUGCCCGAAUGAUCGCUGCUAAAGGUGUUUCAGUGGUUGAAGUCAAUGUUGAAAAGACACCUUAUACAGAUUUUACAAUGUAA
Molecule: messenger RNA, 558 nt
Organism: Rotaria sp. Silwood2
Lineage: Eukaryota; Metazoa; Rotifera; Eurotatoria; Philodinida; Philodinidae
Source: the annotation of a GenBank genome assembly